UUCCAAAGCUUCCCAGGGGCUCUGGGCGCUGGCUUCUCCGCUCGGGACCGCUGGCCGGCUCCGGUGUGCUUCUGCCCGGCCCCGCCCCUCCCGGCCCUCCGCCCCUCUCAGGUUCUUUUUGUAAUUUUGUAUAAACCUCCAGGAGGACUAUGAAAGAUUAUGAUGAACUUCUCAAAUACUAUGAAUUAUAUGAAACUAUUGGGACAGGUGGCUUUGCAAAGGUCAAACUUGCCUGCCACAUCCUUACCGGAGAAAUGGUAGCUAUAAAAAUCAUGGAUAAAAAUGCACUAGGGAGUGAUUUGCCUCGGAUCAAAACGGAGAUUGAGGCUUUGAAGAACCUGCGACAUCAGCAUAUAUGUCAACUCUACCACGUGCUAGAGACAGCCAACAAAAUAUUCAUGGUUCUUGAGUACUGCCCUGGAGGAGAGCUCUUUGACUACAUAAUUUCCCAGGAUCGCCUGUCCGAGGAGGAGACUCGAGUUGUCUUCCGUCAGAUACUUUCUGCAGUUGCUUACGUACACAGCCAGGGCUAUGCUCAUAGGGACCUCAAACCAGAAAAUUUGUUGUUUGAUGAAUAUCAUAAAUUAAAGCUGAUUGACUUUGGUCUCUGUGCAAAACCCAAGGGUAACAAGGACUACCAUUUGCAGACGUGCUGUGGGAGUCUUGCUUAUGCAGCACCUGAAUUAAUACAAGGCAAAUCCUAUCUGGGAUCAGAGGCAGAUGUUUGGAGUAUGGGCAUACUCUUAUAUGUACUUAUGUGUGGCUUUCUACCAUUUGAUGAUGAUAAUGUUAUGGCUUUGUACAAGAAGAUUAUGAGAGGGAAAUAUGAGGUUCCUAAGUGGCUCUCUUCUAGUAGCAUUCUGCUUCUUCAACAAAUGCUACAGGUGGACCCAAAGAAACGGAUUUCUAUGAAAAAUCUAUUGAGCCAUCCCUGGAUCAUGCACGAUUACAACUGUCCUGUUGAGUGGCAGAGCAAGAAUUCUAUUAUUCACCUCGAUGAGGAUUGCAUAACAGAACUUUCUGUACAUCACAGAAAUAACAGGCAAACAAUGGAGGAUUUAAUUUCACUGUGGCAGUAUGAUCACCUCACUGCUACCUAUCUUCUGCUUCUAGCCAAGAAGGCUCGGGGAAAACCAGUUCGUCUAAGGCUUCCUUCUUUUUCCUGUGGACUAGCCAGUACCACCCCAUUCACAAACAUCAAGUCAAAGAAUCUGAGUCUAGAAGAUAUGACAACAAGUGAUGAAAACUGUGUGGCUGGAUUGAUAGACUAUGACUGGUGUGGAGACAGUUCAUCAACAGGUGUGGCCACUCCACAAACACCACAGUUUGCCAAGCAUUGGACAGAAUCAAAUGGUCUGGAAUCUAAAUCAUUAACUCCAGUAUUAUGCAGAGCAUCUGCUGAUAAAUUAAAGAACAAAGAGAAUGUAUAUAUGCCUAAGUCUGCUGUAAAGGAUGAUGACUGCUUUGUAUUUCCUGAGCCAAAGACUCCAGUUAAUAAGAGCCAGUAUAAGAGAGAAAUACUCUGUACACCAAAUCAUUACACUACACCCUCAAAAGCUAGAAACCAGUGCCUGAAAGAAACCCCAAAUAAAAUGCCAAUAAAUUCAGCAGGGACAGAGAAGUUAAUGACAGGUGUCAUUAGCCCUGAGAGGAGAUGUCGCUCAGUGGAACUAGAUCUCAACCAAGCACAUGUAGAGGACACUCCAAAAAGAAAAGGAACCAAAGUGUUUGGGAGCCUUGAAAGGGGGUUGGAUAAGGUUAUCACUGUGCUUACCAGGAGCAAAAAGAAGGGCUCUGCCAAAGACGGGCCAAGAAGACUAAAGGUCAAGAAGUACCUUGCCAGUAAGGUCCUGCCUUUUAAAGUUCUUUUAAUAUUGGACAAUGCUGCUGGGCCUCCCAGAACCCCAUGAGUUCACACUGAAGGUAUCAAAGUGGUCUGCUUGUCCCCAAACACAAUGUCUUCAAUUCAGCAUCAAGAAAAGGGGGUCAUAAGGACUUUUAAGGCUCAUUACACCCAGUACUCUCUGGAAAGGAUUGUCAGUGUUAUGGAAGAGAACGUCAUGAAAGUCUAGAAGGAUUACAUCAUUGAAGAUGCCAUUGUUGUAACAGAAAAAGUCAUGAAAGCUAUCAACCCUGAAACAAUAAAUUUCUGCUGGAGAAAACUGUCCCUAUGUUGUGCAUGAUUUCACAGGAUUUAUGACAGAGCCGAGCAAGGAAAUCAUGAAAGGGUUUGUGGUUAUGGCAAAAAAAGGUGUGUAUGGGGAAGGUUUCAAGAUAUGGAUUUGGAGAAAUUCAAGAGCUGAUGGACACCACACCAGAAGAAUUAACAGAAGAUGCGUCAGUAGAGAUAAGUGCUUCUGAACCAGUGACAGAUAAUGAGGAAGAAGAUGUAGAAGAAUCACUGCCAGAAAGCAAAUUGACAUUAGGCAAUCUGGCAGAAGGGUUUCGAUGAUUCGAGACUACUUCUGAUUUCUUUUAUGACAUGGACCUCUUUAUGAUAUGAGCACUGAAACGAAAGCAAACCGUUAAAGGAGGAUUGGUACCAUAAAGGGACCAUUUUUAGAGAAAUGGAAAAGCAUAAAGUCAGAUAGAAAUUACGAUAUAUUUCCAUAAAGUUCCACCAAAUGUGCCUGUCCCUCCCACCUGCUCUUCUACCUCUUCCACCCCUGAGACAGCAAGACCAACCUCUACUCUUCCUUCUCCUUCUCAGCCCACUCAACAUGAAGAUGGGGAUGAAGGCCUUUGUGAUGAUCCACUUUCACUUAAUGAGCAGUAAAUAAUCAUGCCAUACAGUUAAUAAAUUUAUCUAUUGUAUGUGUGUGUGUCUUUGUGAACAUCUAAUAGCUGUACGACAAUCAUAUGAGACAUUUUUGUGUCAUCAUCAUUACCUAAGUAUUCAUCGUGUAGAACAUUGUGCGCCAGACUCAUAGAUGUGGAUAGCCUAUCUUUACUUAGACAUAAGG
Molecule: messenger RNA, 2963 nt
Organism: Nyctereutes procyonoides (raccoon dog)
Lineage: Eukaryota; Metazoa; Chordata; Mammalia; Carnivora; Canidae
Gene: MELK
Product: maternal embryonic leucine zipper kinase
Exons: 17
Coding region: 150-1910 (586 amino acids)
Biological process (GO): microtubule cytoskeleton organization; intracellular signal transduction; protein phosphorylation
Cellular component (GO): cytoplasm
Molecular function (GO): tau-protein kinase activity; ATP binding; protein serine/threonine kinase activity
Source: RefSeq, a predicted model, not a curated record